Molecule: messenger RNA, 896 nt
Organism: Sinocyclocheilus grahami
Lineage: Eukaryota; Metazoa; Chordata; Actinopteri; Cypriniformes; Cyprinidae
Product: cell division cycle-associated protein 7-like
Exons: 5
Coding region: 1-483 (160 amino acids)
Biological process (GO): regulation of DNA-templated transcription
Cellular component (GO): nucleus
Source: RefSeq, a predicted model, not a curated record
AUGCAAGAUUGUUAUGCAUUACUUUUAAAAAAGGAGCCACGGCGGCGCAGUUACAACAGCACUCUGACGAUUCCUCAUGUCGUGAAGCCUGUGGAGGAAAUCACUCGGGCUGAACUGGACAACAUCUGCGUCAACGUCAGAGAGAAGAUUUACAACCGGGCCACCGGUUCCACCUGCCAUCAGUGUCGACAAAAAACAACUGACACCAAGACCAACUGCCGCAACCCAGAAUGCGUGGGUGUUCGCGGGCAGUUCUGCGGGCCUUGUCUUAAGAACCGUUAUGGAGAAGAUGUCCGUGAUGCUCUCCUGAACCCGGAGUGGCUUUGCCCCCCGUGCAGGGGCAUCUGUAACUGCAGUUUCUGCCGUGCCAGAGAGGGCCGCUGUGCUACAGGUGUGCUCGUGUACCUGGCCAAGUACCACGGCUAUGACAAUGUCCACGCUUAUCUGAAAAGUCUAAAGAAGGAAUUGGAGGAAAGUGAAUAAGAUGGUUGCCAUGUUCUGCGGAGUCCAACCAUAUCAUCCUCAAGUGUCUUAAUCGUUGUCGUGUGAUUCACAGAGCUUCCUUAAACCUGCUGCAGGUUCAAUUUGAGUAGACUGUUGUGUUGUCUACAUGAAAUCCUUAAGUUUGCAUUGUUUUAAAUGUAUCUUUUUUUAAAGGGAAUGUUUUUAUCUCUAUACUGUGUUGGAAAAUAUAAUUGUUGACUGCAAUACUUGUUGUCUUUGCUGUUUUUUUACCAUGAUUUUUCCAAUCUGUAAGUUCUCCAGACUCUGUUAUAGCUGCGCAAUGUACUGCUGUAGUACUUGAAUAAAAUUUGCGCUUUUUAAGUUCUGUUAUCUUUGUGGGAACAUGUUCAUGUUGUGAUUUGAUGUUAAUGUUUUCCCUGACAUCUUCAAUA